Molecule: messenger RNA, 1083 nt
Organism: Parastagonospora nodorum SN15
Lineage: Eukaryota; Fungi; Ascomycota; Dothideomycetes; Pleosporales; Phaeosphaeriaceae
Exons: 6
Coding region: 1-1083 (360 amino acids)
Source: RefSeq, a predicted model, not a curated record
AUGUCGCAGGCAGUUUCGAGGGCCUGCCGGUUGAGGGGGUUGGGGGUUGGGUGGGCACUUGUUAUGACUGCCUGCGUAAUCAAUGGCCAAGUGAAAUAUACCUGGAGCGGACCCGCCAUAGAGCAUUUUGAAGAUCGCCGUACACAAGCAAAGCCAGGUACUGGCCGGACGGAAGAGCUGGACGCAGCGUAUCGCGUGAGAGCCCGCGCUGAAGAGUUUCAGUUCUUCAAGCCGGGAAGGGUCUUCGCUAUGCUGUGGUCAGAAACAGCAGGGACAGGAGGAUUUUCGACUACACCUUUGGUCCCUGGGCGAUUCGGGCAACUCAUUUACAGCCAGAUUCGAACUUUCGUUGUUGUGGCAGUGAGGCAUACAUCCCACUUUGUUGAGGCAUGUUGCAUACACACGUACGGCGGUCGGGGCACGAUGAAACCUGGCUGUAAUCCUGUAGAGCACACUGCAAUGUAUCUCACUGGGACUGAGCCAAACAUUACACCCGCCGAACUCGAAAGAGGCAUGAACAAAGAACCUAUCGAGGUCGUGCCUGUUGACAAAACGCAGAAGCUCGCUCCAAUGGCUCGCGUAAGACUUGGCAAGAUUUAUUCGAUAGAGACCAACGUGAAAGUCAAGGACGUUGGUUUGGUUAGGGACGAUCAUUUGACGAAACUUAUGGACUACUGGAGGUAUGAGAUGGGCUACGACUCUCAUUUGGGCGGCUCAUGGCGGCAAGCUGAACACCAUCUUCGCUACAUAGGCUACGACAGACCCGCCUCUCAAAACGCAAAAAAGUCACGAGCCGCACAAAAGGCAACGACCAAGGCGGGUGUUGCGAUACAAGAUCACGCAGCUGUGGUCGUGGAAGGGGGAGAAGAGGUUCUGCACGAUGGCGAAGCCAAACUUCUGAAUUCUGCUAUUUUCAUAAGAGUCGAGAAUGAAGCAGCACCGCCCGUGGAUCCAAUGUCUCGGAUCAACUUCGCGAAGGUCUAUACUCUGGAAUACAACGUCAAGGUGCGUAACGUUGGCAGAAUCAUACCCGACUCGAUCUGGCGCAUGGACGAGUACUUCGUGCAGUCUACCAGGACAUGA